AUGUAUGAUUUUCUUAUUAAUAAUAAGAAUCACUGUGAUGUUUCAUUCAGUUUGAAGAAGAAACAUAUAAUAUGUUGGUCAAAUCACGUAGAAUACGUACUUUCUUUGAUUCAAGAUUUGGUUUCACCUUCAAAUAUUGAAAUUGCAAAAUUGAAACAUUUCAAUUUCAGGAAACAAGUCAUUUCCCUAUAUGGUAAUGGUAAUUUUACAAAUCCUAAUUUUCAUUGGAAUUCUCAUAUUUUUGAAGAUUGUUUGAAGUGGGGAAAUGCCAGGUUCUUCUGGGCAUUGCUUUUUGAAUUGAAACACAAAGUUUUCAAACAAUUUAAUGACUCUUCCAAUCACAAAAAUUUAGAACAACGAGGAGCGAAUUUUGAAAAACUUCAAAGACAAAUUAACAUCAAUUAUCCUUGGGUAAGAAAUCAAUCUGAAAACAAGAAAUGGAUUCCAAUUGUACAAAACAAAGAAUUUAUUUUAUUUAAGGCAAAGGAUGGUUCCUUACUUGUUGGUCAAUUUGUUGAGGUUAAAGAGCAAAGAGUAUAUUUCACCAACAUCAAAAAGUGUCUCUCUUCGGUUCAUCCAAUUAUUGGAUAUAGAUUAAUUGAUUCAAACAUUCAUGUAACAACAGGCUAUGUUGCACUAAAUCAAAUAAUUGGUAAAUGUUUGAUUCAUAAUAUUGCUGGCAAAGAAAUGUUCAACCAAUACUCGUUUUUCAUGAAUUUCCAUAAAGUUAAAUUUUAA
Molecule: messenger RNA, 738 nt
Organism: Naegleria gruberi
Lineage: Eukaryota; Heterolobosea; Eutetramitea; Acrasida; Naegleriidae
Exons: 1
Coding region: 1-738 (245 amino acids)
Source: RefSeq, a predicted model, not a curated record